AAACUGAUUUGAAGUUCACACACGCACCUCACCUGUAGUAAUUUUUAGUAUAAUGUUUACUCCAACGGUUAACGGUCGUGUCGACUUUUACCACUUUAUACCUGAUUCGAUUUAUCCGUCAAUGUACUUGUGCAUCAAAACACCGGCGCCGGUUUUGAAUUCAAAAUGUUUUCACAGUCUAACGAUCUAGACGAUGAAUUCGGGAGGCCAGUCGAAUCUAUAAUGCGGUGUGAGGAUUUCAAAAGCAACUUUGCUAGGAGACUUUCAACCAGAUAUUCAUCCAGAUCGCCUGUAACGAGUACAAAACAGGACAAUGUUUUGAAAUUUCGCCCGUCAGCUGCUAAGCAGGAAACGCUGAACAAUGGUCCGGCAAUAGUUGAGCAGAGUCCUAAGCUUCCAAGAAGUGAUAGUUUAGAGCGAAACGGGGAAUCUAUGAUAACACCGAAUAUAGCCGUGAAGAAUGACGCUGACAUUCGGCACACUGAAGUAAAUGCCCUAAACAUUGAGGUGGAAACUUUGCGGUGGCAACUGUCACAGCGUAAUUAUUUUCAGACUGAGACCAACAGGCAGAUGCACAUUGCUUUACUUCAGCAAAUAGUGACAUUUUUGAAUAGAGUCAAAGAUCACAUAGAGAGCCAGAAAACUGAUGCGGAAAUUCAACUGGAUACUACACCGAUUGACUUACCAAAGUCCCUAAACAUGACUGACUUGCCACGAACCCGGUCAGUUUUCCAUGUCAGCAGAAAUGUAGAUUAUACUCUGAGCCCUACUAAGAAAAUUAGUACAAGGAAAUUCAGCAAAUCGAUUAGUAAUGUUAACGGAUCCAAAGACUGCAACAAUUUUUGGACUCCUUCAAAAUUGUGUUUAGUAUCAGAGGAUGAGACAACCCAAAAGUUAACAGAAGAAAUGUCCAGACUUAUAACUCUUGCCAAUACUGUUCUUAGCACCAAGCUUCCAGACCUUGCAUGUUCCUGUAGUAGUGCUCGUGCUGAUUCAUCAUUGCCAUACACUAAGCCAAUUAAAAAUGAUCAAUCAAAUGUACAAAUAAUAUCCAAAUCUUUGGAUUCAAUUGAAGAAAAUGUAACCGAUACUAUUGCAAUGGAUACGAAUUGCAAUAACGAAACUUAUAAUGGCAUAACUAAUGAACUCGAAGAUGUGAAAACAAGGAUUUUGAGUGACUUUAUAGUAUCGCAAUCUCCGAUUAGUAGCGGACUGGAAAACGAAUUCGCUGGCCUAAAGUUAUUUGACCAAGAACAUCCAAGUUCGGAUAAUGCAUUCAUCGCAUCGUGCGGAGAUGUUCAGAAACUUGAUAAAAUAAACGAAUAUGGUGUUUCUUCUAACUUCAUAGAAGAUGAGAGUGGCUUUUCAUCGAUGAGUUCAUUUCAGGAGAUAGGUAUACCUAUCAUAAGCAUAAUACCACCGUCACCUUGCAAAGAAGUUGAAUAUUUCAAAGAGAUUUCCGAAGCAUCUGAAAAGUGGAACUCUGAUGCCAUUGAACUGGACAAACAAAGUGUCAAAGUGUUUUGGGUUUGAUUUCAUGUACACAUUUUAUGCAUACGUAGGUAUGCGACAACAUAAGAAAUCAAAUUCUAUGAGAAUGGAUAUGAUUUGCUUUUAGCCAUUCUGUUUGUCAUUAGUUAUUUAUUAAGUUUAAGACUAGCAUGCUAACCUUGCUGAUCAUAUUUAUAAAUAAAGAUAUUUUUGCAAGUUUUUUUAUUUAUUUAUAAGAAAAGAGCUAAACUUAGAACAAACUCGUUAACGAUUCUAUUCCAAUGAGUAAUAAUUGUCUUUAUUAGUAGCAGUAUUUUUUCGUACUAUAUUUCUCUCAUUUAUUUAUUACUUCUUUUUUUUUAAAUUUUUUCGUACUUAUUAUUAUAUAUUUAAAUAGUAACAAAAGGAGUAUCACUAUAGGUAUCUUCAAAUUAAAAUCCAUUUAAAAUUACAUUUUUAAAAAUUAUAUCAUCAUCACAAUCAUCAUCAUGAAUGUAAACAGUGGCGCUAUGUUCUGUGAUAGUCAUUAUCGUAUUUUUAAUCAUAUAAAAUUUUUGUUUUUAACAUAAUAUAACCUUCCUCGAUUAAGACAAUUUAAAAAAAUAUACAAUAUUUUACUGUCAACAGUUAUUUCAAAAUUUCCAAAGUACUUUUUAGACAUCAAAAUUCUUGUAAAACAACAUAUUUUUUUAUUAAAUAUCUAAAUUAUUGUGUAAAAAUAGCAAUUUAAAGAAAAAAAGCGAAAAUUAUAUUGCAAUGGCUGAAGAAGCAGAGGAAAGAGCAAGUGGAGACACAGUGUCUGUAACAAAGCCUGCAUCUGAGGAUAUAGUAAUAAAAGUUCCAGAUGUAGAGUUGCUGGUGGAUGGUUUUGGCUUUAUGCCAGAAGACGCUAAACUUCCACGAAAAUCAAAACAAUCCUCUAAAUCUCUUACAGAACAAUCGGUACACGAUUCUUGUGCAUCGAGCACUAAUAUUGAUAUCGUAAGGAGAUAUACUUGGGUAACAAAGAACAGAAUGACAGUACAGAUUAUAACAUACGGUGCUACCAUAACAACCAUUAAAGUUCCCGAUAAGAAAGGAGUUCCUGAUGACGUCGUAGCUGGAUUCGAUACUCUAGAAGAAUAUUUUCAACCGUCAAACCCAUACUUCGGAGCAACCAUAGGACGUUACGCAAAUUACAUCCGCGAGGGUACCGCAGUAGUGAAGCCAUCCGGACGAGUGUACAUGCUCAGUCAGAACCGAGGCCACAACCAUUAUAAUGGAGGACGCGUCGGAUUUGAUAAGGUUAAUUGGCGAUCCUACGUGAAUGGAAACAAAGUGGUUAUGAGCCACAUAUCGGAAAGAUUUAACGAAGGCUAUCCUGGAACUGUCAUGGCUCAAAUAACCUUUGAAGUAUCCUGCGAUAAUACUAUCAAGAUUGAAAUGAAAUGCACCACCAGUGAACCGACUAUCGUUAACUUAAGCAGCGCGCUGUAUUUCAAUUUGGCUGGACAUCACGCGGGUCCAGAACAGAUGUAUGAGCACAUCAUCACCAUCAACGCGGACAAAUUUACGCCCACGAACGAUGAAGGCCUUGUUACAGGGGAGAAAAACGUCGUUGGUGGUACCGUAUUUGACUUCAGAGUGCCACGUGUUUUGCGUGCAAUGCUACCCAAAGUACCUAUGGGAGGGUUUGAUGUCAACUACUGUAUAACGCAAGGCACAGAACAAGAUUUAACGUUCCAAGCCAGAGCACUCCAUCCGGUCACCGGAAGAGUGGUUGAAGUAUACAGUAAUCAACCGGGCAUGCAGUUCUACACUGGUAAUCUUCUUCCGGACCCGGAUAAAAUAGUUGAGGAAUUGGAAGGUGAAGAAGAAGCACAAGAAGAAGAUGUGAAGGAGGAGUCUGACAGCGAGAGCGAGAGCAGUGCGAAUGGAGAGGAGGCUGUUGAGGAAAGCAAGGGCAAGAAGAGUUAUGGCUAUGUCCCGUUAAUAGGAAAAAAAGGAACAUAUUAUAAGAAGCACGGUCUUUUCUGUCUUAUGCCACAAAACUAUCCAGAUGCAGUAAAUCAUAAAAACUUCCCAAUCUCCGUACUGAAUCCUGGUGAGGUGUACGUGCACAAAAUUCAAUAUAAAUUUGGUCUACUUUUGGGAAAAUAUGUAUAAUUAUUCGGUGUUAUCAGUCUUUUGUUCUGGUAAAAAUAAAAAUUGUUAACUGUCGAAAAUUA
Messenger RNA from Bicyclus anynana (squinting bush brown), 3698 nucleotides. Its product is annotated as galactose mutarotase. Gene Ontology annotation, biological process: beta-D-galactose catabolic process via UDP-galactose, Leloir pathway; glucose metabolic process. NCBI's taxonomy places the organism in Eukaryota, Metazoa, Arthropoda, Insecta, Lepidoptera, Nymphalidae. The transcript is spliced from 13 exons. The record is from RefSeq and is a predicted model, not a curated record. Bases 2248 to 3636 code for a protein of 462 amino acids. Gene Ontology annotation, molecular function: aldose 1-epimerase activity; carbohydrate binding.